GCUUGGUUUCUUGCCACGCCAAGGGGAGAAAUGGCGCAGAAAGCGACUUCCAAUCUUCUGACAAUAAGGAAAUCUUGAUUAUUUUUUUUUUUUGGGUGGGUUUGUUUUGAGACGGGGCUGAUGCAGGGAGCUGUCCUCCUCGCCCGGGUCCUCCUGCCGGCGAGCGACGCUGUGGGCUGCCUCCUUGCUCCCGGGCCGGACUCCGGCAGAAGGAGACGGAGGAGGAGGAGGAGGAGAAAGGACGGCGGGAUUCAGCGCCAUCCUCCCGCGCCCGCGGACCCCUUGGGCCGGCACAGAAUGUUUGGCACUUCAAACCUGUACAAAGGAACUGUAAUGUAUAGCCAAACUGGAGACUGCAGGAAAAACAACCAGCAAAAUCAUGGAAGACAGGUGAAAGAUGACAUGGUUUCUAGGAAGAUGUAGGUGUCUCCUUGACGUCCUGGUUACCAUGACUCCCAGUAGAGGGCUGUGGGGAAAAAAGUGGGAAUUCCUCCCAUCCCCAUAAAAAUUACUAACAGCCAUGGCUGGGUAGGGUUUAAACAAGGACUUCUACAGGGUGUUGACAUAAUGGGGACUUGUUGUAGCUGUCCAUGCAAAGACAGGGUUCCAGAUAACCACCCCACCAAAUUUAAGGUCACAAAUGUCGACGAUGAAGGCAACGAGUUGGGCUCAGGGAUUAUGGAGUUGACCCAGAGGGAGCUUGUUUUGCACACGCACAAACGUGAUGCCGUUCGGUGGCCAUAUCUCUGCUUACGUCGAUAUGGUUAUGAUUCCAGUCUCUUUUCUUUUGAGAGUGGACGUCGCUGCCUGACUGGACAGGGAAUUUUUGCUUUUAAAUGCUCAAGAGCGGAGGAGAUUUUUAAUUUGCUGCAGGACUUGAUGCAAUGUAACAGCAUUAAUGUGGUGGAGGAGCCUGUAAUCAUCACAAGGAACAGUCAUGCUGCCGAAAUGGAACUGCCUCGGACACCCCAGACACCCAGUGCUCUAGCAUAUACAGUUCCAGGGUUUCCCAAUGGGUUCCAUAGCUUUCCUGCUGAGGCCACAACUUGUCCUGCAGUCCGACAUACCUCCAUGGGGAGUUUAAGGCAUUCUUCAGUUGGUGAGGACUCAACACAUGCCCUCAUUGUGCCUGAUGAUCAAUCUCACACAUAUGUGAACACAGCUGGUGGUGAGGAAGACAUGAGGGGUCACCACUGCAUGCACACUUUGCCUGAAGUCCAUCCUCCUAUUUCUCAUCCCAGCCAUAGCUGCUCCCUGGAGGAUCGCAAUCCUCAGAUAUACCUACAGCCAGGAGAGGUGAAGUUUGUGCUGGGCCCUGCUCCUGGUUACAGGCACAUGAUGAAAUGUGAUGGCUUCUGCCGACCCCAUUGGGAAUGCACAGGGCAUAUCUGUACCCACAACAACAACAAUGAGUGCAAGGAUGAGUGCCUUACCCCAAAAUAUGUCUAUGAGAAUAUAAAUGGCCUCCUGCCUGCUCGAGGUACCUUGCAUCGCCGGGGAAGUGGGCGCUUGAAAAUAGCUCGAGAAGAUCUGAAUCCACCCAGCUGCUCCCAUCGUCGGAGCACCCUACUACACUAUGAGAACCUGCCCUCGCUGCCACCUGUGUGGGAGUGCCAACCACUGAGACAAGAGCAGGAUGAUGAGGACUCUGGAGAUGCAAUGACACCUUCGCCCAACGGUUAUCCUGAGCUGGAGGAUGAGGAGGACCCUUUACGUAACUACAUGAAUUCAGAAAGCGCUGCCCUGCAUGGAGGCCGGCAUAGGGGUGGUUGUAUACAACGCCGCCGCAGUUGCACACCCAACGUCUUCAAUUUUGACUUCCGACGGCCCUGUAUGGAGCAGCCGAGGCAGCUCAAUUAUAUCCAAGUGGAACUGGAGGAUGACCCCCACAAAGGGUGCCAAAGCACACCAGUCCCCCGUGCCCCACGUUCGGCUGCCCACCCAGCCCGCAGGACGGAUUCCUACGCAGUCAUUGAUCUUAAAAAGACAGCAGCCAUGUCCAGCUUGCAGAGGGCACUGCCUAGGGAUGAUGGGACUUCUAGGAAAACGCGGCAUAACAGCACUGACCUCCCUCUAUAAGAGGGAUGCCAAAACCAAGCACCACAUUGUGGCUUUUGUUCCUGCUCUUCAGCUAAUCAUGUUGCAUACCUGGCAUCUUCCCAUUGUGCCCUGUGUUUCUCAUUGUGACCUACUUGGAUAGCUCCAUACUAUUAACUUGAGAAAUGUAGCCUCUCUGUGCCUCUUCCCAUUUCCACCACGCCCCAUUUUCUCCUGCCAUAUAGUUUUUGAAGCCCUGCCAAGUGGACGGAAACUUGACUUUGGUUAUUAAGAGGAGGAGUAACAUCAGAUUUACUACCUGUUCCCUCUCUUACUUUGUAUGUUAAUCUUAUCUGGAAAGCUCUCAUUCUCAUUUUUGUGGGAUCCAUUUUAAGCCCCUAGUGAUAGGAUGUGUUGGGUUUGGAAAAAAAAUCAAAGCAUUACAACAGAAUGAACAAAAAUAUUCAAACUUUUGGUGGUACAGAUAGAACAAUGGCCAGAGAGUGCUUUAUUUAUCCUUUUGUUUUUGAAGGUGUACAAAGGGAUAUUUAUUUUUGAAAUAUUUAUUUAUUUAUGUAUUUAUGUAUUUAUUUAUUUAUGUGUUUGUUUAUUGGUCAGGGGUCCACCUCUACUUUUUUCAUUUAUUUAUUUAUUUUAAAUUAUGCCUCUAAGUUAAGGUGCCAAGCAAAAGUAAAAUGCUUUGCGGUUUGAUGUUUUUUUCAUGAGAGGGAAGUGAUUGAGCCUAAAGUGUUGGAUUAGAUCCCAUUGCUUUAAUGGUGCCUAUUAAAGUGGAUCGCUGAGGAAGGAGAGCCAUGAAUCUGUUGCAGCUGGGAAAUGAAUGUCAGAAUGGGUCUGAUCUCAUGAACCCUCAAGAGAUCAUUCCACAUGUAAAGAAGUCCAAUUUCCUAGUUCACAUCCCUGUUUCUUAGUCUUACCCUUCUCUCUGGCAUUUCAGCAAAAAGAACCACAGGACGGUAUAUAGCAAAAACUCUUUUUUAAAAAGCCUCUCAUAGAUUGCUGCUGUUGCUUUCAUACUUGUCCGACAGAGUCUUUGUGAGAAGCCAACUUUAUCAUAGUGUCAGUGCUAGGAAGAGAUUUCAAUGCAAAUAUGUUUCGCUGUUUUCCUGGUGUCAUUUGGAACCUCUCUCCCUCAGCCUUGCCUUAUUGUGUCCAGCUCUUAAGUCAUUUGAAUACAUGAGUGGAUCCUAACACAGCAUUUGUGAGUAAUAAGCUUGAAGACUUAACAGAGCCUUUUAUUGUUGGUUCCACAUCUGCUUUAGAAGGAAGAUAAAUCUAAAAUAAGGAAUGUGCACAUGGCAAUUUCCCUUCUCCCCUACCCCCAUUUUUUUGCUACUACUCUACCCCAAAUGUAGCGCCUCCAAGAAUAAUAAUUUACCUGCCUCUCUUUGUUGCUGUCAUGUGCUGUCAAGUCAGCCAACUGUAUGGGUGAGGGAUCUCUAGGAAACCCACCAUGUAUUAAGUCUUUACAGAAGUGUGGGUUAGAAGCUCUCCUAGUAGCAGUUGUAAUUUGUUUGUACUCAUUAGAGGUGGUAGCUCUUUCUUGUUGAUAAUGCAGAUUAUAAAUACUGUUGGGUCAAGAUAAGAAAAGUGUCAUCACCUCUGAAUUUUGUCCCCAGUUUUCUCCCUACUUUUCAUUGUUUUUAUUAUUUUUAUUAUGGUGUUAUUUUUAUCUGGUUUAAUUUUCUAUUUAUUUUCAAUUUCUAAGCCGCCCUGAAAACACAAAGGGUUUAAAUGUAUCCCAUAGUCAUCAAGUUUAGCCUCCUCUCAUAAAUUAUCAGUGACAGAUGGCCAACAAAUGUCUGUUUAAAAGGUCCAAGAGAAAGAAUCCAGCACCUCCCAAAGAAGUCUGGAACCCCAGUCUGACAGCUCUUAUUGUCAGGACGUUCUUCCUCAUGUUUAAUUGUAAUUUGAGUCCAUUGGUUGAGUCCACCCUUUGGAGCAACAGAAAACAAGCUUGUACAGAAUCACUCUACAUGACAGCACUGCAGGUUUUGAACAUAGCUAUCCUAUCAUCUUUCAACCUUCUCAUGGCUUGGUUUUCACACUGUACCAUCUUAAUCACCUUCCUCUACACACAUUGCAGUUUUUGAUGUCCUUCUGAAGCUAUGUUGCCCAGAACUAGACAGACCAUUUAGAAAUAUUUAUAACAAGAAGUGCAGAGAAAUUAUCAAUUUAAAUUGCCAUUGUUAGGAUCUUUUCUCCAUGUCAUCUUAAUCUCAAACAGUAAAGCCCUACCCAAAGAAGGAGGUAUUACAAUGCUUUUGGAAAUUGUUCAAGCAUUUCUAGAAUCAUUAUUUUAAAUUUAAAAAAUGUAUUGCAGGGCCCUAUUUUGGUAUGCUUGCUUCUGUGGAUUGUAAUGUCAAUAUUUGAGGGGGGGGGAUCAAGGUUCAUUGGUCAGUACAUGCUUUGUGUGUAAAAUUAUCAAGGAGUCAUCUACAUUGUCAUAUAAUGCAGUGAAGCUGCAUUCUAUGGCAGUAUAGAUGGGGCCAGGGCUAUUCCCCAGCAUUGUGAGGUAAGAUGGAAAAAGCUUGCUGCCAGUCAUGUUGGGCAAUAUUAACCCAGUUGAAAUCAUUGUCUUAUUCUAUGUAUGACAGCUGCAUAAGUUCUCAUAUCUUCUAGACUCUAGAAAACAGAGAAGAAAGCUGAGCAAGAAGAAUUGUUAGGCAGAGGAUUGGUAUUGCAAGUUGAGCAGAUGUUUUUCAGCCCGUAAGCCAUGAUGUGGCCACCCAAUGCACCUCAAUGUAUGUGAUAUGUGCUUGAAUUUAAGAUGAAUUCAAAGGUACAGAGAUUUCUUUUUGCUGCUGGAAGAAAAGGCAUAAAGAUGCAUUGUCCCCUCACAUCCCACAAUUUCCAGCGCUGUUUUUGGUGUUGUUGUUUUCAGGGUAAGGGGUAGUUUUUAAUAGUUUUUAGUGAUCAAGCCACCAGCCAUGAGAAGCUCAAGUGGUUAGUUAACUUUCAUCUUUAAUCAGAUUCAUAGAAUAAUGAAUUUAAUUUUGCUUCAUCACCAAUGCCUUUCUAAGCGCUACGCCACAAAAACAAGAGAAGUUGAUUAACAGAUGUUAAUGAAGAAUGGCCUUUCAUCAUUAUAUCUUUUCUGUGACAUUCUCUCUUUUCAUACAUUGCUAAAACUAGUGAGAAAAUGCCUUCUCUUAUUUCCUUUACAUAGAAUCAAAGUAAUUGCUUGUCUCUAAUUGCCACUGUAAACUAGUUUCAAUACCUAUGAUAUGUACUUCCACUAGAUGUAAUGGCUUACAGUUCAUUUCUUGAAUUCAUGUGCUGUUGCUCAUGGCAAAGCAAUAACUAAUGGCUUGCUCGUAAUGAGAUAUUGGACAGGUAAGUACAAAUCCAGGGAAGUGAAUCAAUUUCUCAGAUAGUAUUUAAUCACAACUCAGUGUGAAUAGCAAGCCGGGCUGUCUGUAGCAAACCUGAUUUAUCCAUUCAGUUAACAUAAAGAAUUAGUGUUAUUGCAGCCUCACAAAUUAGGGAACAUAAGAGUUAAUUAACGAUCAAAUAACUUUGGGAAGCAGUGACCAUGGAAUAAUACCUGAUCUCGCACAAUGACCAUUAGAUAGUUGGGAAAGAGAAGGAAGAAAAACAGCACAGAGGUCUCCUUGAUUUCUGUUUUGGGUUUGUUUACUCCGCAGAUUUUGCAAAAGAAUAAUUAGAGGGAGGGGAGAAAAGCCAUCAUUGGAUUUCAUGAAACAAUGACCUGUGCUAUUUGGAAUUGUUUUAUUAUAAGAAGAGCUAGAACUUUGCUUUUGAAAUUCUAUGUUCUCUGGAUUCAUGUUACAAACGUGAAGACAUGAAAUGUGCACUGCCCAGAUUUUAAACGAUUGGACACCAAACUGUGAUUAGUAUAGCUAAAGUGUUUUGUGGAGACAGUGAUUCCGCAGCCUCCAUAAAACAGGCUUUAGCUUGCUGCCCCCCAGCGUUGUCUUUCUGAAGUGUAUGCCUAUUGUUAACUUUUCCUAAGUGUCUGUCUUGUAUUUUUUUACUAUUAAUUUUGGUAGACAUUGGCUGUUUUCACACCCAUCUGUGCUGUGCCAACAAAGACUUUUCCAGGACAAGUUAUAAUUGGUCUUAUUGUCAAGAGAACAAGUGUAAGGUUGACAAGAAGUGCAAGGUUGCCAUCACAGAGGGCUCUCUGGAUAGGUGCAUGAGAAGCAUAACGUCAAAAGGUGGCACUUUCCUCCAUUAUAACAAUGUAGUAAUAAAGAAAGCUAUGUGUGUGGAGCAUGUUUAUCUCAUGGGGCUUUUAAGGGUACAGGAUUGCUUUGCUUGGAAGAAUUCUAAAAGGCAACAUUUCUAAAGAGAGAGUUUACAAAACCCAUUAUUUUUAGCCCAAAGUCUUUCUAUACGUCCAUCUCAGCCCAAACCUAUUUACGAAACGUGUAGUAAUCUAUUCCAUAUAAACUAGGACAACAGUAAUCUGAGAAGUUAAUACUUCUGUUCAGCCCUCAGUCAACAUUUAAAAGUCAGUAUUUUCCAAACUAUUAUUUUUGUACUUCUCCUUUCUAGGCUUAAGAAAAUGAUUUCUCUGUUUCCUGAGCUCUGUGUGUUGGCUUUUAUUUGUUUUUCUUUUGAUUUGCACAUUUGAGCAAUCAUUUACAGAAUGUGUGGUUCAGACAUGUGAGUAGAAAUUGUUAUUUUCUCAUUUGCUUUCAUGUGCCACAUUAGCCUUAAUAAUAACAAAGCUAGCAAAACAGAAAGUUCUGUGGCCUUGUAGGCAAUUUCUAUAAACCUCAUAGGCAUAAUGGGUUAUGCUGCCCCAUCUCUUGACACAAGGUGCUCAGCAUCCAAAGUGGAUAUUUACCUUCUUUUAAGGUGCUAUGAGAAGGACAGUUGAGUUCAACAUAUAAAUUCUAGUCAGUUACCAAGUGAUGUCCUUUGUCGGACUAACUUGGAUUGCUGUCAUUUUCCCCUGAAGAGGUUGCCUUGCUUUUCCCAAGACUGGGACAGGCAAAAAUUAAUCCAGUACAGGUUCUAUCAUAAUGGCUGUGCAGUUAUGUGGAAGGUGUGUACAUAGGGUUUGUGUGACAUAAGUGCCAAGAAUUAUUAUACACUUUGUUUUGCACAUCAAAUACAAUCUUUGGUUGGUUGUUUCUUUGUUUUACACUUGAUAUGAAAGGGAUAGGAUGUCUGUGAUUUCCAAUAUAUGCUUUGUUGCCUCACAGUGGAUGUGCCUGUACUUCUUGGUUGGGUAACUGUCUUGCUUCUUGUGGAAGAAGAGGCCUUAUUUGUAAAAUUUCUGUAUAUCCCAUCCUACGCAACUUUAUAUAUGUUUCUUGUGUUCUUGAAUGGAGGAAAAACAGAACAAAGCUGUGUUCUAAAUAGCGAUAACAAUGAUGCAUGGUGCCAUUUCCUUUCCAAUGACCAGGGAACCUGCAUCUGGCAGUAUUUUUCGUCAUACACAGGUGUUAGAAGUGCAGGACCUCUGUCCCUUGUGAAAGGUAGCCACCUCGUGGCUGUAUCCUUCUUUAUGAUUUUUCAGCUUCUUCUGAAAUUCUAAACUCCUGCAGUUACCUUUUUUGGCUAGAUGCCUUUAUGUUGGAUAUGUUACCAGACUAGAACCUAGGAAAUAUGAGCUGCUGUUUAACUCACUCAGUAUACUGAAAGAAAUAUAACUGCAGAAAGGAAGUCCCAUUCCCCCAGUUAAGUGAUUCCUACUGAAAAGUCCAACUACCAAGGCAAAUCUCAAGCUUUUACCAUGUGCAGUUUUCUUCAUAGUUACUUGUACUUGAUGUCUUUGAUACUGACACUCUCUGAUGUGGCAGGAAAGGCACUUGGGGAUGCCCAGCUGCUCUGGCUGUACAAGUUGCUCUGUGAUUUUUCUUCAAGUGACUCCUGCUGUGUACCUCUGUUCCUUCCCUCUUUGUGUCUCAUCUGAGUGUAGCCUUCAAAGCGAAGAGCAUUAGCAGUGCCAUGUGAUCGAGGAGCGCUCGUGUCUUAUUUUAAUGUGCACUAAGAAUGUAUCUGAAAUAAAUUAAAUCUGAUGAUUAUCUUU
Messenger RNA from Anolis carolinensis (green anole), 8062 nucleotides. RefSeq names its product fibroblast growth factor receptor substrate 3 (gene frs3). The coding region runs from base 568 to 2079 and encodes 503 amino acids. The transcript has 8 exons. Gene Ontology annotation, molecular function: transmembrane receptor protein tyrosine kinase adaptor activity; fibroblast growth factor receptor binding. The record is from RefSeq and is a predicted model, not a curated record. NCBI's taxonomy places the organism in Eukaryota, Metazoa, Chordata, Lepidosauria, Squamata, Anolidae. Gene Ontology annotation, cellular component: cytoplasm. Gene Ontology annotation, biological process: fibroblast growth factor receptor signaling pathway.